Molecule: messenger RNA, 1174 nt
Organism: Rosa chinensis
Lineage: Eukaryota; Viridiplantae; Streptophyta; Magnoliopsida; Rosales; Rosaceae
Product: senescence-specific cysteine protease SAG39
Exons: 2
Coding region: 60-1085 (341 amino acids)
Cellular component (GO): lysosome
Molecular function (GO): cysteine-type endopeptidase activity
Source: RefSeq, a predicted model, not a curated record
CCCAUUUCAGUGCACCAACUCCUUAAUUCAUUUACUCAAUCAACAAUCCUAAGCCUACAAUGGAGUUCACCAACCAACUCUGCAACCGUAUCUGUUUGGCCUUGAUCCUCAUGCUGGGGGUUUGGUCUUCUGAGGCCACUUCUCGCAAUCUCCAAGAUGCACCAAUGUAUGAGAGGUACGAGCAAUGGAUGGCUCAUUAUGGACGUGUUUAUAAUGACAUGACCGAAAAGGAGGACCGCUUCAAAAUAUUCAAGGACAAUGUGGCAUUUAUAGAAUCUUCCAAUAAUGCAGGAAACAAACUUUACAAAUUGAGUGUGAAUCAAUUUGCAGACCUUACGAAUGAAGAAUUCACUACUGCAAGAAAUCGGUUCAAGGGGCAUGAGUGCUCCACAAAGACCACUACUUUCAAGUAUGAAAAUGCUAGCGUGCCAGCUACAAUGGACUGGAGGCAGAAAGGAGCUGUAACUCCCAUCAAGGACCAAGGCCAAUGUGGAUGUUGUUGGGCGUUCUCAGCCGUGGCAGCCAUGGAAGGAAUUACUCAACUUACAACUGGUAAAUUGAUUUCUUUGUCUGAGCAAGAGCUGGUUGACUGUGAUGUCAAUGGUGAAGAUCAAGGCUGUGAGGGUGGCUUGAUGGACGAUGCCUUUCAGUUCAUCAAUCAAAAUCAUGGACUCAGUACCGAAGCUAAUUAUCCAUACACUGGUGUUGAUGGUACAUGCAAUGCCAAGAAGGAAGCAGACCAUGCAGCCUCAAUCACAGGCCACGAAGAUGUGCCUGCAAAUAGUGAAAGUGCACUCCUUAAGGCCGUCGCUAAUCAACCUAUUUCUGUUGCCAUUGAUGCUAGUGGAUCCGAUUUCCAGUUCUACUCAAGUGGUGUUUUCACAGGAACCUGUGGAACUAGCCUAGACCAUGGUGUUACCGCUGUUGGUUAUGGUGCUAGCAAUGAUGGGACUAAGUACUGGCUGGUGAAGAACUCAUGGGGUGAACAAUGGGGUGAAGAAGGUUACAUAAGGAUGCAAAGAGAUGUUUCUGCACCAGAAGGUCUCUGUGGCAUUGCCAUGGAAGCUUCCUAUCCCACUGCAUAAUCUACCAUUGAAAGCCUACUAUCCUUAAUUGUAGGUAUAUAUCAUGAUAUGUAUACAUGAACUUGUGUGUGUAACACCAAGAAAUUAGA